Paramecium sonneborni is the source of this 865-nucleotide messenger RNA. The record is from the annotation of a GenBank genome assembly. Lineage: Eukaryota; Ciliophora; Oligohymenophorea; Peniculida; Parameciidae.
AUGAAUUAUUUUUUAAUUUUAGUGUGUGCAAUUCUCUGUUAUUCAGAAAUUAUUAAUGAGAAAAUAAGUCAAUUACCAUCAGAUUAUCAACAUAAAUGGUACGGUGGCUAUUUAAAUGACAAUCAAAUCUAUUACUAAUUAAUGACAAGUCAAUCUGAACCAGAUUCUGAUCCAUUAUUUCUGUGGAUGUAAGGAGGACCAGGUUGUAGUUCAUUAUUUGGAAAUUUCUAUGAAAUUGGUCCCUUUUAAUUCAAACCAUUAAGUAAUGAAGUAUUAUUCUAAAUUAUUCUAUCUAGUCAUUCAUUAAUCCUUAUGCUUGGAAUAAGAAGGCUAAUUUACUCUUUCUUGAAUUACCUAAAGGAGUAGGGUUCUCUAAUCCAUCUAAAUAUUAAAAUGAUGCAUCUGCAGCUUAAGAUGCUCUUGAUGCUUUAUUAGACUUUUUUGUUUAAUUUCCAAAUUAUGAAAAUAGACCUUUAUAUAUUGGAGGUGAAUCUUAUGCUGGUAUGUAUAUACCAUAUCUUACAUCCUUAAUUAUUAAUUAAUCCAAAAAUACAAUCAAUCUUAAAGGAAUUCUUAUUGGAAAUGGAUGUACUUUAGGAUCUGAAUGUACAGAUUCUAAAUAAUUACCUUUAUUUACUAGUAAAUAUUAAUUCAAUAUUUAUUUUUAAAGGGGAUUUCUUAGUCUAGAAGACAAGUAAAUUUAUGAUUAUACAUAUUUAGAUAAAAUUAUGAAUAAUUAUGUUUAGAUUUUAUAUCUCCAAGAUGUAAAGAAUUAUAAAAAUAAUUANUACAUAAUCUUUAGCUUUAACUUCUAAAAAUAUAGACUUUUUAAGUGUUACACCUUUAGGAGUUAGUACAGCAAUGA